CUAUGCACGUGCGUGUACAGUGUAGCGUGCACGUGCAGUAACCGGUCACUGAAGUGUCACUCAUGGCAUUGAAUGCAGACGACGACUUUGAGUGGGAGCCGCCCUCCGAGGCAGAGAUGAAGGUGAUCCAGGCGCGGCGGGACCGCCAGGACAAGAUAAGCAAAUUGAUGGGGGGAUACCUACUGAAAGGUUACAAGAUGCUGGGUGACUGCUGCGAUACGUGUGGGACUAUUCUUCUGCAGGAUAAGCAACAGAAGUACUACUGUGUGUCCUGUCAGGAGCUGGACUCUGAUGUGGACAAAGACAACCCAGCUUUGAAUGCCCAGGCGGCGUUGUCCCAGGUUCGGGAGAGACAACUCGCAGCCCAGCCCGGCCCACAGGUGAACGGAGGCUCCAGUCAGGCAGCUGUGUCCAUAGUUGGCCAGCCCAGGCCCGAGCACUGUGAGGGGGCUGCCUCUGGUCUCAGAGGGCCCCUGCCUCUUCCACCACCUGCCACCUCCGCCACUUCCAUCCCCAGCUUCCUCCCUCCCACCACACCAGCUGCCCCCCCAGUCCAGGCCGCUGUCCCCCUGACAGGCCCGCCCCCUCUGGCCCCCCAGAGCCCGGCUCUCCUGGCUGUGUCGCUAGCCGAGGAGGCUCUGAUGCACAAGCUACGUUGGGCCACCCAGGAGCUGCAGGCCGCAGCCUCGGUGGAGAGCAGCAUCCAGCUGUGCAGCCUCAUCACCAGCUGUGCCCAGUCCCUACGCAGCCUCAGGGAGCUGCAUCAGUCAUGACACUUAACCACAUGGUCUGCCGAACCAGACGCAAAUGAAAACACAGAUGCUUGGAAGCAACCCACAGACAUCGAGGCAGCAUAGGAGGGCCCAGCAGUAAGGCUCCUCUCAGGGCAGACCGGCCUCCUGUCUGUGUUUGCAUGUGCCUGCGUGCGUACAUACAUGCCUGGCCUAUUGUCUGUUGAAUCUGGCGGUACACAAUUGUUUAUUGACGAUUCAUUGACAGACUUAAUGGGAUGCUGGGAAGAGACUGUUUAAUUGGUUCAAUGUGCUAUAGACAAUAUACUUACGUGUAAUUGGCUGGUAUUGAUGUAUUUCAGAAAUGUUCUUUAUUAAAUCUGACUUCAUCCACGGUCAUAUUCUGCUUCUUAUACUGCUUGCUCAGAGUCAGAUGAAGCCCAGUUCCAGUACCACUCAACUGCUGUUUGGGUAAGCCCUUAUUUCAGUCAAACUGGCUCACUGCAUCAUUUGAAAUUGAUCUCAGUAUUUUUCCUGCAAUGUUGUGACACAUGUUCUAAUAAAACCAUGUUGAAAAUG
Molecule: messenger RNA, 1310 nt
Organism: Hypomesus transpacificus
Lineage: Eukaryota; Metazoa; Chordata; Actinopteri; Osmeriformes; Osmeridae
Gene: znrd2
Product: zinc ribbon domain containing 2
Exons: 4
Coding region: 63-773 (236 amino acids)
Source: RefSeq, a predicted model, not a curated record